Molecule: messenger RNA, 5455 nt
Organism: Oncorhynchus gorbuscha (pink salmon)
Lineage: Eukaryota; Metazoa; Chordata; Actinopteri; Salmoniformes; Salmonidae
Product: potassium/sodium hyperpolarization-activated cyclic nucleotide-gated channel 3-like
Exons: 12
Coding region: 2246-5455 (1069 amino acids)
Biological process (GO): transmembrane transport; potassium ion transport
Cellular component (GO): membrane
Molecular function (GO): voltage-gated potassium channel activity
Source: RefSeq, a predicted model, not a curated record
UAUUUCUAAUGUCCCUAGAAUAGUAGUCCACCACUAUGUGGUAUUUCUAUGUCCCUAGAAUAGUCCACCACUGUGAGUUCUUUAAUUCUGACAUGUCAUUUUUACCAGUCAGUUAAUAACCAAUUCUUAUUUUCAAUGACGUCCCGGUGGGUUACAGGCACGCACGCUGCCCUGUUCAGGGGCAGAAUGACAGAUUUGUACCUUGGGGAUUUGAACUUGCAACCUUUCAGUUACUAGUCCAACACUCUAACCACUAGGCUAUCCUGCCACCCCAUGUUUACUAACUCUUAAAUCAGACAAUUACCUUGCAGUCCACACAGCUACUAUCUUCUAGUCCUCAUUGCUAGGUUAGUAAUAUCUGGUUAUGACGAUUACACACAUAACCAAUCAAUUAUGGAGAUAACUAUCAGACAUCACUACACUCUCUCUCUCACGCAUUUAUGUUCGGUGUGCAUGGUCCCCAUCCAUCAAAUCAUGUUUUUAUACUGUUUGAGAAACAAAUAAUGAACUGCAAUUAAGCCAUUUCAGUUGCCAGUUAUUGCGACCGGUGUCAGUCAUAUGCGGUGUGGAAAUAGAUAAGGCGUAUCUCUGUCACUGUGGCGAGUGGAGAUAUUCGGUUUGACCGAUGCCAUUAGAUGCGGAGUUUUCUGAGGCGCUUCAGCUGUGUCCUAUAUUGUACCGACUGAGAUGACCCACAUCCGUGCGCACGGCGACUGCCCAUAAACGAAUUAACUGUCUCUCUUCUGUUUCUUAUCUUCUCUCCCAUGUCCCUUUUCUUCCGCUUGCUCUGUUGCUCCUUAAGGGAAAAUCCACUCAGAAAUGAUCGUUAAGCAUCAUCAUACGGCGCAUUUUGCAUCAUCAUGAGGAUGUGGCAAGUGACAAUUUGAUUUUUGAAAGUCCUAUAUCUUGACAAUUCUGACAGGGAGAACACUUUAGGAAUUUAUCAACAGUGGACUAAUGAAAAAAUGGAUUUGUCCUUCAACGCAGCUCUCUCUCUCUUUCUCUUUAUUUCCCUCCCUCGCGCAAUUCGCCCGUUGUAUUGGGGUGGAUGACGCGGCACCCAUACCUGUGCUGUGUGCUUCUUGUGCCGGCUGGGCGUGCAGCCUGGGGAAGGAAUGGUGAUGGGGAUGCGGCUGCCAUGGUAACACGUCGAUUAGAUUCAGACCUUUGUGUGUAUUUAUUUAUUUAAUAUUUCAGUUGCGUGCGUGCGUGCGUGCCUGAGAGGUGACGGGCGUUUUGGAAGUCAGCCUGCAAUCGGAAUCAGAAUAGUAAGACUGGUGUCGCGUUCCUUUUGAGUUAUGAUUGGCCAUAGAAUUGCCUAUUUAAAUAUUUGGCUAUUCCUUCUCACGCUCAACAAGUUAUUCCGGUUGGAACAGUUCUUCAUGGAUAUAAUUCAUUCAAGUGCACUUAAUUUCCUUGCAUGGUUUUAUUCAUCAAGAUUUGUUAAAAACAUGUAAAUGAAACGAAGGUUUUGUUCAUCGUAAAUUAAUAGGAUGGACUCCAAAGAUGUCGCUGUAACGGUCCAAGGAUGUCAUUGGGAGUGACUGGAGAAGUGGAAGAGGAGGGGAAACGCGUCUGAAAUAGCAGAACAUUUAUCCGGGCGGAUUUGUAGACGUCACAUAUUCUGCACUUGCCCAGGUAGCCAACCACCCAAAACUACCACCUCUCAUCCACUGUCAAGAUGAACUCUUACAGAAUACUACCAUGUGUCGAUGAGAGCAAGAGGGAGACAUAUCCUUGACAACCAGAGAGGGAGGGUCAAAGAGCGACCUGCGUCAUUAUCCCUGAGAGAGAGACCAGGAAUUAGGUGCCAAUAUGCCUGGUGUGGAAACUCUGAGGGCGUCAGUAGAAAGGAGAAGGUGGGCCUCAGGCCAGGAGAACAAGGGAGGAUGGAGAGAUCUCGAUGAAGAAAAGCGAGCUGGGGAAAGGAGGAGAUGAGAGAAAGCACUGCCAGCAUAUUUUUGGAGUUACAAAUCUAUUGUUUUUACGUGGCAAACACCCAGAGGUGGGGUUAGGAUGCACAGAUCAGUGGAGAGGAGACAGAUCACUACAAGCCAUUGGAGAUUAUAAAACAUAUUUAAUCACCACCUUUCUCUUUCCCCAGACAGUCUUAGCUAGUAGCCUGUUAUUAGGCUCCUAGUUGAACAUUGACAGGACAUAUUGUCCCGUUUUGACUAUCUGUUUCCAGAGUGAGAGUGACAGGUUAUAUUGAUCUCCCUUUGUCCCCCUUCUCCCUGGUUAGGGGAUGGAUGGGAUGGCGGGAGGUGUUGGGCCCCCUGGCGGGGGUGAGGGUCGGCCGGGUCGUAGUGGAGGAGACUCUCAGAGGCGCAGUAAGGGCAGCCUGCCCUCCCCAGGGUACCGCCUCUCCCAGGCAUCGCUGGAGGGUGACAGGUCGGGGGUCGAGGGGUCCGGUUCUGGAGGGGGGCGACGGCGCCUCUCCAUCUUGAGUGCCACCAGAGACGGCCUCCCCUGCCGUUCAGCUGGCACCCCAACCACCCCUGUCCCCCUGCCCCCUCCUCCAGCCCCCUUCUCCUCCACCCAGCAGCGUUCUGUUGGCUUUUCCUCGUCACGCGCCGCCCUUGCCUCCACUUCCUCCUCCACCGGCACCGGAGUGGUCGUUGUAGCGUUGGGCCCGGAAACCACAGCAAACACGGCUUGUAACACCGUGGCGGGCACGCCGGAGAUGGGGAGUCUGUCUGGGACGGGGGGCAUGGGGGGGUUUGGGAUGGGUCUAGACGGGGAGGACUACAGCUACUCCAACCAGUCCACCUUCAUCCAGAGACAGUUUGGAGCCAUGCUGCAGCCGGGGGUCAACAAGUUCAGCCUGCGCAUGUUUGGGUCCCACAAGGCUGUGGCCAUGGAGCAGGAGAGACUCAAAUCAGCAGGGGAGUGGAUCAUACACCCCUACAGCGACUUCAGGUUCUACUGGGAUCUGAUCAUGUUGUGUUUGAUGAUGGGGAACCUGAUCAUCCUGCCAGUAGGAAUCACCUUCUUUAAGGAUGAGAACACUCCUCCCUGGAUCAUCUUCAACGUGGUCUCUGAUACUCUCUUCCUGGUUGACCUGGUCCUCAACUUCAGGACUGGUAUCGUCAAGGAGGACAGCACUGAGAUACUGCUAGACCCCAAGGCUAUCCGUCAGCGCUACCUAAAGAGCUGGUUUGCGGUGGACUUUGUGUCGUCCAUCCCUGUGGACUACAUCUUCCUGAUGGUGGACUUGGAGGCCCGGCUGGACUCCGAGGUUUACAGGACGGCCAGGGCCCUCCGCAUCGUACGCUUCACCAAGAUCCUCAGCCUGCUACGCCUGCUGCGCCUGUCACGACUCAUACGCUACAUCCACCAGUGGGAGGAGAUCUUCCAUAUGACCUAUGACCUGGCCAGUGCCAUGGUGAGGAUAGUCAACCUGAUAGGCAUGAUGCUGCUGCUGUGCCACUGGGACGGAUGUCUACAGUUCCUGGUUCCCAUGCUGCAGGACUUCCCCCUGGACUGCUGGGUCUCCAAGAAUAACAUGGUGAAUGAUACGUGGGGGAUCCAGUACUCCUAUGCCCUUUUCAAGGCGAUGAGCCACAUGUUGUGUAUUGGCUACGGUGCCCAGGCUCCAGAGGGCAUGACAGACGUGUGGCUCACCAUGCUCAGUAUGAUCAUUGGUGCCACCUGCUAUGCCAUGUUCAUCGGCCAUGCCACCGCUCUCAUACAGUCCCUGGACUCCUCAAGACGACAGUACCAGGAGAAAUAUAAGCAGGUGGAGCAGUACAUGUCGUUCCAUAAGCUCCCUGCAGAUGUCCGUCAGAGGAUUCAUGAGUACUAUGAGCAUCGCUUCCAGGGCAAGAUGUUUGACGAGGAGAACAUACUGGGUGAACUCAGCGAACCACUAAAGGAGGCGAUAGUUAGCUUUAACUGCCGUAGCCUGGUGGCUCACAUGCCGCUGUUUGCUAACGCGGACCCUAACUUUGUGACGGCAGUGCUGACCAAGCUUCGCUUCGAGGUGUUCCAGCCCAAUGACUUCAUCAUCCGAGAGGGCACGGUGGGACGCAAGAUGUACUUCAUUCAACACGGACGAGUCGGCAUACUCACCCGCGGAAACAAGGAGACCAAACUCAGUGAUGGGUCCUACUUUGGGGAGAUCUGUCUGUUGACUCGGGGCCGGAGGACGGCGAGCGUCAGAGCAGAUACAUACUGUCGUCUCUACUCCCUCAGUGUGGACAGCUUCAACGAGGUCCUGGAGGAACACCCUAUGAUGAGGCGGGCCUUCGAGACGGUGGCCGUCGACCGGUUGGACCGCAUCGGUAGGAAGAACUCUAUCCUGAUGAGGAAGCCGUCCCAGGCGGGUUCCAUGGCGGGGGGCAGCGGUUUGGGGCGUGGGGGUCGAGGAGGAGGGGGGGCGGGGCUAGGCAUGGGGGGGCUGGGCUCCUGUGACAGCAUGCUGGUUCAGCAGAUUGUUAAACACGACAGCAUGCCAGCCAUGCAGGAGGCCAUUGCUGCUGCCGCUGCAGGAAGGGGAGGGGCCACGGGAGGAAGUGGUACGGUCUCCCCUAGGCCCCACCCACUGAUCUGGGCUCCACUGAUCCACGCUCCGCUCCAGACGGCGGCCGCUACAACUAACGUGGCCAUCGCCCUCAUGCACCAGCAGCAGCAGCAACAGCAGCUUCAACAUCAGCUACAGCAGCAACAUCCCCUGCGCCCCUCUGUGAGUUCCCUCAUUGGGAUGAUGGGGGUAGGAGGGAUGGGGGGGCUGUCCCCUAGAGGGGGGUUUCCUGCCUUCCCCUCCCCCUCGCCCUUCCCCAUGGCCCCCCCGGGAGGUGUGAUAUCACCCCCUGUUGCUCAAACCCCACCCACACCGGCCUCCUCUGUCUCCACGUCAGUCCAAUUAGGAAAGACCCUGCACUACAGUCUCCGCCUCCACCCGGAACACUCUUCAGUGAUGGGUGGAACCCCAGGAAUCCCCAAGGUAGGAGGGGCCACCACACCCCAUCUGUUCUACCACGUGAAUCCAACUGCAGCCACCAGUGUCAUGUCAGACACUUGCAGUUCCAUGGCUGGCCAGCAUGGAGCCAAGGAGGCGCUAUUGCGUCACGGAGGCAGCAGCAACCAGGGCCUGCCUGCACUUGGGAGGCUCACCCAGGAGGCCAGGCUCCUCUCCGCCUCGCAGCCCACCCUGCCUCAUCGAUCCUGGGCAAGCAUGCAGCCUCACCCCCCUCUCGAGCGGAAGGCCUCUGGAGAGCCAAACCCUAACUGCAACCCCCACCCCAACCCCCACCCCAGCCUCCACUCCCACCCCAGCCCCCACCCCAGCCUCCACUCCCACCCCAGCCCCCACCCCAGCCUCCACCCCAGCCUCCACUCCCACCCCAGCCUCCACCCCAGCCUCCACUCCCACCCCAGCCUCCACUCCCACCCCAGCCUCCACUCCCACCCUAGCUCCAAACUCAACCUUGAUUCCCACCCCGUCUUCCAGUAA